Alligator mississippiensis (American alligator) is the source of this 7889-nucleotide messenger RNA. RefSeq names its product collagen type XVIII alpha 1 chain (gene COL18A1). NCBI's taxonomy places the organism in Eukaryota, Metazoa, Chordata, Crocodylia, Alligatoridae. Gene Ontology annotation, cellular component: basement membrane. The transcript has 42 exons. The record is from RefSeq and is a predicted model, not a curated record. The coding region runs from base 140 to 4981 and encodes 1613 amino acids. Gene Ontology annotation, molecular function: protein binding.
GUCGUUCUCAAGACAGGGUCAGGAAGGUGCUGCCAUCCUAGAAGCAAGGGCUGCCUGGGGAGCUGCCUCCAAAAAGAGAGGAGAAAUUGUACCAACAGCAAACAUUUUGGACCAGCAGGAGCUUACAAGCAGUGCCAGCAUGCAUGAUGAGAUACCAGCUGAGGUGGCGGGUUCCUUAGACAACCAGCUAUCCCAUUAUGUUAGGAAUUCAAACCACUCAGUCUCUCAUGGGAAUACUACCCCUCACAUCCUUAAAAAUGCAGACAGCAGCCAAUCAAUGCAAAGCAUUGAACCCUCCGAUAAGCAGUUUGGGAAAGCAGUAGCUGAUUUAAAUAGGAGCCAUAGUGAUUCUGUUUCUAAUGCAACUAAUUUUGUGGAUUUUUUUCCUGCCAAUAACUCUGAUUCUCUUGGGUUUGACUUACUAACCUACACUAUGCAACUUUAUAGCAAUAAUAGCACGGGGCUUGCUUCCUUCUUUCCUGGAUUGACUCCAACAGCUGGCCACUGCUUGCCCUUACCAGCCAAUCUUCCAUAUUGCAACAACCUGGGCCUAAAACAUUUCAGAAUGCCGAAUUAUUUCAAUCACGGCAGUGACAUGGAAAUUCGGGCUUCUUUGCAUGAGUGGGAGGGGCUUUUAAAAUCUCGGUGUCACCGCUACUUGGAGUGGUUUUACUGCUUGCUACUGGUACCUGGGUGUAAUGCUUCUAUUCCAAUAACACCUCCGCCAUGCCAGGGAUUCUGUGAGGCCCUGAAAGAUCUCUGUUGGAUGCAUUUGAAAGAGGGGCACCUCCCAAUCUCAUGUGACUCUCUCCCUGCGGAGGACAAUGAGUAUUCUUGUGUAUUUAUUAAUGUUUCUGCAGGUAAUAAUGACAGGGGUAAUAUCUGUUAUCAACUUUUUCUUUUUCUUCCACCAGAAAAUUUCAGCACAGAAGUUGGACUCUUACAGCUGAUUGGAGAUCCUCCACCAGAGCAGAUAACCAAAAUUUAUGGCCCUGACAACAAUCCCGGCUAUGUCUUUGGCCCUGAUGCCAACACUGGUCAAGUGGCCCGAUACCACUUGCCAAGCCCUUUUUAUCGGGACUUUUCACUCUUGUUCCAUAUUCAGCCCACAACUAACAAGGCUGGUGUGCUCUUUGCCAUCACAGACUCCUCACAGGCUGUUAUUUACAUUGGCGUUAAGCUGUCUGAUGCAAAGGAAGGAAAGCAGCACAUCAUCUUCUACUACACAGAACCAGGGUCUCAGAGCUCAUAUGCAGCUGCCACUUUCACUGUGUCAUCCCUCCUGAACCAGUGGACUCGCUUUGCUGUUAGCGUGGAGGAUGAGGAGGUGGUGCUGUUCCUCGACUGCGAGGAAUAUGACCGGAUUCGUUUCGAACGCUCCCCUGACGAGAUGGAACUGGAGGAUGGCUCUGGGCUCUUUGUGGGGCAGGCUGGAGGUGCUGAUCCAGACAAAUACCAGGGCGUGAUAGCAGACUUGAAGAUAAAAAAUGAUCCCCAUGCUGCCGUACUCCAGUGUGAGGAGGAUGAGGAUGAUACUGAGGAGAUGUCUGGAGAUUUUGGAAGUGGAGUUGAGGAAAAACUCCACUCAUCAGGAAAGGAGAGGGGGAUCCCAACUGUCUCAGGACUCCCCAAACCUCCCCCUGUCACUUCUCCCCCCAUUGCUGGCAGGCCGGUGGAGAAAGUCAGUGGGAGCUCUCAGCUGCAGACAGAGCACAUCAAAGCAGAAGAAACACCGCCAGUAUCUACAGGAGCCAGGGUUGGUCAAAAAGGUGAAAAGGGGGAGAAAGGAGAACGUGGUCCAAAAGGAGACUCCAGAACUGGUGGGGUUCCAUCCACAGGUGGUGUCAAAGGAGAAAAGGGAGAAAAAGGCGAACUUGGUGUUAAGGGAAGUGCAGGAUUUGGGUAUCCAGGCUCAAAGGGCCAGAAAGGUGAGCCGGGUGCUCCAGGGGAUCCCGGUCCUCCUGGCCCCCCAGGGCCCUCUGGAACCAUCUUGCAGCACCAGGAUGGCUCUGUGGUAGAGCAUGUCACUGGACCUCCAGGAGCCAUGGGCCCCCCAGGGCUUCCCGGGAAAGAUGGUCUCCCUGGCAAGGAUGGAGAGCCUGGGGAUCCUGGUGAAGACGGCAAGCCUGGUGACACUGGGCCCCAGGGAUUCCCAGGAACUCCAGGGGAGCCUGGCCUCAAGGGUGAGAAGGGUGACCCAGGGGUUAGUGUGAAAGGAUCCCCUGGACCGCCUGGCCCUCCUGGCCCGCCUGGGAUACCAGGACUCUCAUCUAAACAGGAUAAGCUGACAUUCAUUGACAUGGAAGGGUCUGGGUUUGCAGGUGAUCUGGAAAGUUUGCGGGGACCCCGAGGCCCACCAGGUCCCCCAGGACCUCCUGGUGUGCCUGGCCUGCCAGGAGAACCAGGAAGAUUUGGGAUGAACCAUACAGCGAUUCCAGGUCCCCCUGGCCUGCCUGGCAAAGAUGGAAGCCCUGGACUGCAAGGGCCAUCUGGUCCUCCAGGUCCUCCAGGAAGAGAAGGUUUACCUGGCCAGCCAGGAUUCAGAGGAGAGAAGGGUGAUUCUGGUGAUCUAGGCCUUCCUGGAGCUCCUGGACCCAAGGGCAGUAAAGGAGAAACUGGGCCACAAGGAUCCCCAGGGGAAACAGGGUUGGCUGGCCUUCCUGGACCUAUUGGACCCCGAGGACAGCCAGGUCCUCCUGGACCUCCAGGGCCAGGCUAUGAAGCUGGAUUUGGUGAUAUGGAAGGCUCAGGCAUACCAAUUGUUUCCAGUGUUCCUGGGCCACGUGGACCUGAAGGGCCACAGGGGCCACCAGGACUCCCUGGACUCAAGGGAGACAUUGGCAGUUUGGGUCAGCCUGGUGUGCCAGGACAAAAGGGAGAUCCUGGUACUCCAGGGACAAAUGGUCAGCCUGGAUUGGAGGGCUUCCCAGGACCUCAGGGACCAAAGGGUGACCAAGGCAGCCCAGGUGUUAAAGGUGAACGAGGUCAAGAUGGAGUUGGACUGCCAGGUCCCCCCGGGCCCCCAGGACCCCCAGGAGAGAUUGUUUAUGCCUCGAAUAAAACAUUGGCUGUUUUGCCAGGCCCAGAGGGCAGACCAGGCCAUGCUGGGUUCCCGGGCCCAGUGGGACCUAAAGGAGAGGCAGGAUCCCCAGGGCUCCAAGGCUUUCCAGGGCUGAAGGGUGAGAAAGGAGAGCCUGGAGUGAUCAUUGGCCCAGAUGGGACAGUCACAGCCCUUGACACAAAAGGAGAAAAGGGUGAACCAGGGCUGAGGGGACCAGUGGGCCCACUGGGCCCGCAUGGACGGCCUGGACAGAAAGGAGAGAUUGGCUUUCCUGGUAGACCUGGUCGUCCUGGCAUGAAUGGGCUGAAGGGUGAGAAAGGUGACCCUGCAGACCCUAGCGGAGGGUUUAGUGUACCGGGUCUUCCAGGUCCCCCAGGUCCCCCAGGCCCUCCAGGCUCUCCUGGCAGCAUAGUGCCCAUCUAUGACGGUAAUGCAUUUACUGAGUCAGGCCCUCCCGGACCUCCUGGCUUGCCAGGUUACCAGGGUGUCCCAGGACACAAGGGUGAGAAAGGAGACACAGGUGCCCCAGGGCCCCCAGGCCAGUUCCCUUAUGACCUCAGCCGAUUUGGUGCCGCUUUUCGGGGUGAAAAAGGAGAGCAAGGGGACUCCGGCUUAAAAGGCGAAAAAGGCGAGCCUGGUGGGGGAACACUAUAUGGACCAGGCGUUGGACAGCCAGGUCUUCCUGGUCCCCAGGGCUACCCUGGUCUUCCGGGUCCCAAGGGAGACAGCAUUGUUGGCCCACCUGGCCCCCCGGGACCUCAGGGACCUCCUGGCAUUGGGUAUGAGGGACGACAGGGCCCUCCUGGCCCCCCUGGUCCCCCUGGGCCCCCCUCCUUCCCAGGACCCCACAGACAAACCAACGUGGUUGGCCCUCCUGGCCCACCAGGGCCUCCGGGACCUCCAGGCACCAGUGGGACAUCUGCUUCCUCUGGGCUGAAGAUCCUGCCGUCGUAUCAGGCCAUGCUGAGCACAGCCCAUGAGGUGCCUGAGGGGUGGCUUGUCUUCAUAGUGGACAGAGAAGAGCUGUAUGUCCGUGUGCGAAAUGGCUUCCGGAGAAUCCUGCUUGAAGAUCACACUGUGAUCUCCAGCACUGCGCUGGACAACGAGGUGUACGACAAGCCGCCCAGCAUCCACUUUGCACGUGGCAGCUCUCCCUCUUCUGGGUCACAGCCACAUGUACCCGUGCACCCGCACCGCGAUUACAACACUUACGCCACGGUGCGGCCCUGGGGAGGAGACGACAUCAUUGCUAACCACCACCGCCUGCCCAAGCAGCCCUCCAUCCACCAGGGAGCACAGCACCAGCAGGAGAAUCUGCAUGACUUCUAUCCAAACCGCCGGCCAGAGGACACCCCCUCUGCCAUGCACACACACCAUGACUUCCAGCCUGCUCUCCACCUCGUGGCUCUGAACACCCCCUUGAGUGGCAGCAUGCGCGGCAUCCGUGGAGCUGACUUCCAGUGCUUCCAGCAAGCCAGGGAGGUCGGACUGACAGGCACCUUCCGAGCCUUCCUCUCCUCCCGGCUGCAGGACCUGUACAGCAUUGUGCGCAGGGCUGACCGGAGCUCGGUGCCCAUUGUCAACCUCAGGGAUGAAGUGCUGUUCAAUAACUGGGAGUCCCUGUUUUCAGGCACGGAGGCGCAGCUCCGAGCCGCUACUCACAUCCUCUCCUUUAAUGGAAAGGAUAUCCUGAGAGACUCCACUUGGCCUCAGAAGAGCGUGUGGCAUGGCUCUGACUCCAAGGGUCGUCGGCUGACCGAGAACUAUUGUGAGACGUGGAGGACUGACAGCAGCGUGGUGACAGGGCAGGCUUCCUCUCUGAGCUCAGGCAAGCUUCUGGAGCAGAAGGCAAGCAGCUGUCAGAAUGCCUUCAUCGUCCUGUGCAUUGAGAACAGCUUCAUGACCUCUUCCAAAAAAUAACCCUGGGCACGAAAUGCUGGGAGGAGGGGACCUGAACACAUCUGUCAAGGGCUGGAGGGGCAGCCGGCUCCCCUGCACAGCUUCUGCCUUCAUGCAUCGAUUCCCAGAUAUAAAGCCAAAGAGUGUUGUGAUAGUUUUAAACGCCAACCAGGCGCUCACUGUGGUGUCUCUUCUCAGCAGCCGCACUCUGACACAGGGCUUGUGCACUGCGGGCUGAUAUGGUUGCCAGAGGAGUGGCCCGGUAGGCUUGCUGGACAUGGCAAACUCCUCAUGUUUGUCUAUGUGCCAUGUUCUUGUUUCUUCUUCUCUCUUAAUUCCCCUAAUAUUUAACCACUUGAGUUAUAUUCUUGCAUAAACUCCCCCUUGUUUCCCUAUUUGUUACCUUGCUUAGGAUGCUUUUUACAGGGAGGGGCCCAGUGUUGCCCACAGGAGUGCAUACCGACAAUGCCCUUCAUUGAGUUUUUGGAAAUCAGCAAGAUGUUCUUCAUUAUAAUAAGAGGCCUGAUUGGAAAGUGGCUGCUUAGCCACUCCUCACACUGCAGCUCCCCACUUUGUGGGGCUCUCUGGCCUUGGUCUCUCUUGUUAGGAGCUGAAGCAACAAGCAGAGCACCUCGGUAAUGAGGCUGUGCUAGACUGGUUCAUGGUGAUCCUUGGGCCUUGGUGUUGUUGGCAGCGCAUCCUGGUGAAGGCAGUUGUGUGAACAGAGUAGCUCUUAGCAUGUGCAGAAGGUCCCAUGAGGAGACCAAAUAUCCAACCUGCAUGUGUGUGUGUGUGUCCCUGGGUGGAAACCACCAGGACCAGGCAGUCCCCCCAUGAGAGAGCUUCCGUCUGCUUGGGUUGGGCCUGUAGGUUAGCUUUCUCCUCAACUUUGCCUGAAGAAGCCAACUGCCUCACCUGUUGCUUAUUCCCCACUUCCCUGGCCCAGCUUUAGGUAUGAAUAACCAGUUCCUGGCUGGACGUGCCCAGGUUCCUCUCCACUUGCAUGGGGGUCACCAACUUCCUGGAUUCUGCUGGGUCUACCUAGUUUGUAAGCCUUUCUGCCCCUGCUGUGAGUUAAGAAGAUGCUCCUCUUCCAUAGCACUUCUAAGCUGUCAGGGGUGCCCUGUCACUGACCUAACCCAGGGCUUUUCUUUCCAAGGCAGAAUAAUUUCAUUGUGAAGAAAGGCACUUUGUUCCCUCCCCAGUGUAGGAGGAUGCCCAGACAUUAGGGCCUGUUGGGCAGACCUGGCCUUUUUUAAAUUGCAUCAGCCAAGGUCCUGGCCUAAUGCUUUCGCCACUCAUUCCUGUUCAGUCUCAGCCCUGAAGGCCCUGCUCCUUUGACUCAUUUCAUUCUGACCCAGACCAUUUCAGAAGCGCUUUCGCUUGUGUUCUUGGGUCCCAGAGCCUGGUUGUGCGUUCUGAUGCCCUAACAGCUUGCCACGGGUCAUGAUGGUAAAAGUUCUCACCGUGAGGUGAGGGCAUAUCAGAAGUAGGUACAGAGCCACACAUCAUUCCCAACGCUUUUUGUGUCUUGGUGCAUUGUUGUUACUAGACACUGAGUUGCUAGGAUUCUUGAGGGGAGUCUUAUGGCUUGUGUCCAGUUUCCCAUGGCAGCUGGCUGGACAGCAAGGUGAGAGGGAGGAUCUGUUUUUUACUUUUCCAGAGCAGUUGCCUCCUGGUCUUGGGCCUCUUUAUUCCAGCCCUCCUAGACUUAAGUCAGCUGUUGCUGAUGGGAAGGAGUGGAGGUCUUUUUUUUUUUUUUUUCCUUCAUGCUUUCCUUUCUCCAUCCAUUCCAUCCCCUUGUUCCACAAGAGGGAGGUUUCCAAGUCUAGCAGCAUCCAGAUAAAAUCUGCUCUCUGGUGGUUUGUCCCAUAGCUAGGGGCUCUGGAUCCUUUCUCCUAGCCCCUACCUGCUGUCCUGAGCACAGUUGUCUUGGUAGUUGAAGACAUAGUCUCUAGGGCAGGUGCUGCUCCCUAUCCCAUCUGAGCUCUAAUUCCAGAAUCCAAGUGUACUGGAGCUGGUGGCUACAUGCCCUGUUGCAGGGCCUGAUUUUCUUGCUCAAGAGGCACGCACCUGUUUGCUGUGUCUGCACAGGCAGGAUGCACUGCACUGUUCUUCUAAUGCUAGUGUAAGAAUUGCUCCCAAAAGGCCUACACAUGGCUUCCAGUCAGAUACCUGCUAAGCCAGGGUCCGCCUGUGCUGUCAGUGCUCUGGUAGGGACAUGCCAUAUCCCGGGCAGUCUGUGCCUUUGUUAUGAGGGGAUUAUUAAGAGCAAUGGGAGAUUUCAUAUCAGUGCAGGAACAGGCUACUCCCAAACCUGCAUAUAGUUUCCUCAUCUGAUUCCUUAGCAUUGGGCUGGAGAGGCCAUUUGUUUGGUAAGUUUAAGUGAUCAGAUUAACGAGCAACUUGUAGGGUACUUAGGAGCAGAAAAGGACAAGAGAAUAUUAUGGGUUAUGACCUGUAUGGGGGAUUUGGGUAGAGAACACAUCCUGAUUUCCAUUCAGCAGCACAGGGCACUGAAUCCCACAGUUAACGUGCAUGUGUGCGUGCAUGCGUGUGACUGACUGAGUUGGCCACUGUGUCUGGGCAUCUUGUGUUAGCACCAGAGCUGGGAAAAUGCUCCCCUUCAAAGCCAGAAACCUUGAACACACUUUCAUGUUAUAUAUGUACUUGUUGAGCACUAAUGUCUAAAAGAUUGUUUAAAUCAGUUUUGAAAAUCUGAGGUGCUAAAUUUUUAACUAGCUUUUUAUUAUUGUAUUGAAAUUAUUACCAUAAAAGUUGUGCAAGUCACACAAUUUCUAUUUCUCAUUGUCUACUGUAUUUUAUGUAAUUAAUGCAAUUUAAAGCCUGUGGAUCUUUAUAUUUUUGUCAGUUGUGUUCUAUAAACCAUUUUCUAAAGGCACUGAAUAAAGGAAAGUAUCCUCUUUUA